UGAUGAUACAUAUACUGAAGGUUCUAAUAAUUAUGAAUUUACUGACGAUUAUGAAUCCGUUUAUGAAAAAUCUGAAACAGAAAUUCCAGUUAUUGAUUUGCCUGAGCAAAUAUCAUAUUCGUCCUUUGAUGAUUGUGAA
Messenger RNA from Racocetra fulgida, 139 nucleotides. Lineage: Eukaryota; Fungi; Glomeromycota; Glomeromycetes; Diversisporales; Gigasporaceae. The record is from the annotation of a GenBank genome assembly.